Lactuca virosa is the source of this 1464-nucleotide messenger RNA. NCBI's taxonomy places the organism in Eukaryota, Viridiplantae, Streptophyta, Magnoliopsida, Asterales, Asteraceae. The record is from the annotation of a GenBank genome assembly.
AUGAAAUCAAAAUCACCCUCCAUUUUUCUCUUAUUGUUUAUCAUCUGUGUUUGUGCUCUUGUUCUUGAGGCCUCCAACAAUGGUCAUGGAUCCUUCAAAAUGGAAGGAAACGAAGAGCACCAUAUCAAAAGAUCAGAUUUUCCAGAUGGGUUUCUCUUUGGAGCAGCUACUUCAUCCUACCAAGUUGAAGGAGCCUAUCUUGAGGAUGGCAAAUCUUUAAGCAACUGGGAUGCAUUUUGUCAUUCCGUAGGAUGUGGAGAAAAUGGAGAUGUUGCAGACGAUCAUUAUCAUCUCUUCUUGGAAGAUAUUGAUAUGAUGCAUUCCCUUGGUAUAAAAGCAUACCGAUUUUCGAUUUCAUGGGCUAGAAUUCUACCAAGAGGAAAGUCGGGUGAAGUUAAUCCUGCAGGAAUCACGUUCGAUAACAAGAUCAUAGACAAUCUAAUUCUCAAAGGAAUCGAGCCAUUUGUGACGAUUCACCAUUUUGAUUUUCCUCAAGAACUUGAAGUGAAAUAUGGAUCUUGGCUAAACCCCGAGAUGCAGGAAGAGUUUGUACUUUUGGCAGAAACUUGUUACAAAUAUUUUGGAGACCGAGUGAAGUACUGGAUCACAAUCAACGAACCAAACUUAUUCACAAACGCCGCUUAUGAAAGCGGGGAUUUUCCACCGGCUCGUUGUUCAGAGCCCUUUGGCAACUGUCUGGCUGGAAACUCUGAUGUGGAGCCUCUCAUUGUUAUGCAUAACAUGUUGUUGGCUAAUGGCAAAGCAACAAAGCUAUAUCAUGAUAUUUAUCAGCCAAAACAUGGUGGAUCGAUCGGAAUUGUUGUGAGUUGUUUAAUGUACGAACCACUAACAAAUACGGAUCUUGAUCGUGAGGCUGCUGAGAGGGCAUUUGCCUUCAAUAUUGGCUGGGUACUUGAUCCUUUGAUAUAUGGAGACUACCCCGAAGAAAUGCACAAAUAUCUUGGAAGUCGAUUACCAAAGCGUGAUGGCGUGUUGAUCGGUGAAUGUACGGGUUUAGAAGUAUUUUUCGUUGUUCCUAGAGGCAUGGAGGAAAUUGUUAACCAUAUCAAGAUUCGGUACAAUAAUAAACCCAUGUUUAUUACUGAAAAUGGGUAUUCUUCACCGGAUGUGUACGAGGAACGAGUUCAUGAGAUUUCGAAUGAUGUGAAACGAAUUGAAUUCCACUCAAAAUACCUUGCUUUUUUAGCCAAAUCAUUAAGAAACGGAGCCGAUGUACGUGGAUAUUUUGUGUGGUCAUUGAUGGACAGCUAUGAAUGGUUACAAGGUUACGAUGUGAGAUUUGGAUUAUAUUAUGUUGAUCGUGAAACACUAACAAGAAGACCAAAACUUUCUGCAAAAUGGUAUAAAGAUUUUUUGAUGAACAAGAGUGAACUUAUUGAUAUGAAAGCAUUAGGAGGAAGAAGAUCUUUCCAAAACAAUGUUACGAUGCUAAGAAAUGGAUAA